GGAGCUGAGCUGCUAGAAGCUAACAAGGGAUAUUUUGCUGUCCUCGCGGAGCUUUUGCUUACGUAUCGUGGGUGGUUCUCUCAAGCUGAUUCAUUUCAGCAUGAUCAGGCUUCCUUAGUUUUCCUAGUUAAGAAGUUGACCAAGAUGGAGAGCACACUUCCUUAAAAUUAGUAAAUGAAGUCGAGUUAUUGGAAGACAUCCGGGGGAGUGCCAUUUUGUGUUAUAUUUGUGUUCCAUGCGGCAUGGCAAUAGAUUAAUUCUUUAGACCGUAUUUGUAAAUUUUGUGAUGUGUCAUUAAUAGAAAAUAAACAUGCUAAUCAAUAAUUAAAUAAUAAUUCAAUUAUCGACGAUAAAAUUAUAUGAUUCGGACAAAGUCAUAUGAUUUAUAAAAUACAAUUUGUAAAAUAUGACUUAAAUGGAAGAUGCUUCUAAACAUUACUAUUUCAAUAAUUCAGAUAAAGUUGACAUUAAAUUCAAAGAUUGGAAUUGACACGUGUCCGUUAUAAGUUAUAAUUGUACAUUCGCUCGGUUUUCCAAUUAGAUAUCCCUGCUUUUCCUAUUCAUACACUUACUGCCAUGCAUUCUCUCUUACCAUAUUUCAUUUCGCAUUUUCUGUCCUUUAUGUCGGCGAUGCGCCCUUCUCCUGCCGCCGUCUGUCUGACAAACCCUAAAUCAAAUCUGUUGGGUACAGGAGAAGGAGCCUUCCGGGAGUUAGGCGGGACCUAUACUGGUGGAUUGGCAACAGAUCUCAACAAACCACCGCCUCAGAAGAAAAUGAAGAUUCAGUCGCAUGACGAGAUUGCAGAGAAGAGGAGAGGGAGAUACAGAACCACCGACCAUAAUUUAUUUAAAUUAGUAAAAUCAUAUGACGAUAUUGCUCUGCAGAGAAAACGAGAGGGCCGGGAUGGCCAUGAUGGAAGAGGGUUUGGAGAAUGCGGCUACUGAAAACUCGGGGGGUGGGAUUUGGGGAGUUUUGUUUCACAAGUGGGAAUGAGUAUUGUCAGCAAGUGUCGCAGUGAUCGCUGCUAGCAGCUACCGCUGCUCUUUGGGAUAAAGAAGUGAGAGAGACGAAGUGGGCGAGGAAAAUCAAACGGUGUGGGGUAGGAAGAAAUGGUGAAAAGGAUGAAUGAGAAGAUUAAGAUCAGGAGGAUCGACUACUUGCCGGCAAGGCAGGUGACCUUCUCAAAGAGGAGAAGAGGGAUUUUCAAGAAAGCUGAAGAGCUGUCGAUUCUGUGUGAAUCUGAAGUUGCUGUUAUCAUCUUUUCUCAAACUGGCAAGCUCUUUGAUUACUCAAGCACCAGUACCAAGGAUGUGAUUGCAAGGUACAAAUCACAUACUGGUGGGGAAAAAUCGGAUCAAAUCACGCUUCACCAACUGCAGUCGGAGAAAGAAAACACGAUCAGGCUGAGUAAGGAACUUGAGGAUAAGACCCGCAAGCUGAGGCAUAUGAAGGGUGAGGACCUUCAAGACUUGGAUCUGGAUCAACUGAACAAGUUAGAAAAAUUGGUGGAAGUAAGCAUUGGCCGUGUAAUAAAAACUAAGGAAAAAAAGAUAAUGAGUGAGAUUAUGGCACUUACGAACAAGGGAGCUGAGCUUAUAGAAGCUAACAACCAACUAAAGCAGAGGUUGGUGAUGUUAUCCGCUGGAGGAGAUAUCGAACCGGCGGCGAUCAUGGAGUUGGAAAACCUGAAUAAUGUUGGAGAAGAAGGCAUGACAUCUGAAUCAGCCACAAAUGUCACCGCCUGCUCCAGCAGUGCUCUUUCUCUCGAAGAUGACUGCUCCGACAUCUUGUCUCUCAAACUGGGGCUUCCUUAGUUUCUCUGGUUAAGAGGUGGAGACAGGUGGAGAGUUGCACUUCCUUAUAAUUUCUAAAUAAAGUCGAGUUAUUGUAACAUACGAGUGAUCUAUGUGUCUUCACUCGAAAACAAAUUGGAAGACAUCUCUGGGGAAGUACUGUGACUGUGUGUUAUAUGUAAAACUGUAUUUGUAUUCCAUGCAAAGCAUGACAUUGAUCUAGAAUAUAACUUGUAUUGUAUACAAAGCUUUAUGCAAAUGCAGGCCUAUGAAUUUGGACUCUAAUUCA
Molecule: messenger RNA, 2083 nt
Organism: Malus domestica (apple)
Lineage: Eukaryota; Viridiplantae; Streptophyta; Magnoliopsida; Rosales; Rosaceae
Source: RefSeq, a predicted model, not a curated record